GCGUGCCGUUUCUCGUCGGAUUGUAAUUUAUGUAACCUCAUGUGGCGGUUCAAAAUUUAGCUCGACAUUUAUCGGUAGCUAGUGGUUUUAGUUUUUGUUUGCUAGUCUGUCGCGAUGCCUGCUGAAAAUCUACGAUGGGAAACGUUAGAGGCCUUAAAGAAUUCACCGAAGGCAAAAAUCCCGUUCGACCCGUACUGGUCGGAAAGAGGCGAGCACAUCUUGGCAGGAUGUAAAGAGGCCAUCGGUUUGUCCUCACGCUCUGGGGUCAUAUUGGAGCGUCUCAGCUCCUCACCCCUGCAGAAGUCCGGCUUUCUGGGUUCCAGCUCUGGAGACUCCAGCCCAGGCCUGUCUGAGGAGAUCCCGGCCUCGGGUUCCUCGACAGGAUCCGUCGCCGACAUCAACAACAAGCACAACACACUCUCCACUGCCCUGACUUUAAAGGCCGAGCGUGAGCAGGUUGUUAGUGAUGAAGCGAAGGAUGAAGAUCCAGAAGCAGAUGUCAGCAAGGUUUCCAGUCCUGUGUCACCACCUGCCAUUUCCCUGAUGUCGCCCAAAGCCAUGGAGACGGCCGGCCGCAUCAUCAGAUUCGAGGAGGAACGUCGAGAAAAGGCGAAGACGGCGCUCAGACUGCGGCAGGAGAAGCAGGAGAAGCUGGUGGCGGAGGUGGCGGGCUCCGAGUCGGAGCAGCUGAAACGCUUCGAGGAGCUCAUGCAGCUGAAGCAGAGGCAGGAGUUCCAGAGCAUGAGGGACAUGAUGGACAGAGAAACUAAAGAAAGCAUCGGGCGGCAGGAGAAGCUGAAGGAAGAGCAGCGACACAGAAUGAAGAUCCUGAACCUGCGGCUGAGGGAGGCGGAGCUGGAGCGGCAGCGGCAGGCGGAGCUGGAGCGACAGCGGCAGGUGGAGGGCAGAGAGAGGCUACGCAACCUCAACACCAUCCAGGAGGAGAUCCUGCAGCUCAACCAGCUGCUGGAGCCCUCCACCCAGACCAAAACCCACCUCCCGCCGGCCAGCCUCAGCUCCUACAGCACCCGCGGGAACCAGCUGUGCUCACAGGUGUCGGAGGUGGUGCGGAAGACAGCAGAGGGAGAGUUUCCCAGCGUGGAGGACAUGACUGUGGCCGAGCGAGCGCUCCACGAGAUGCGGGCGCUGAUCCGGCUGAUGCAGGAGGAGGCCGCCAAGGUUCAAGAGAAGAAGAAGAAGGACCAGGAGGAGGAAGAGGCGCGCAGGAAGCAGGCGGAGCUGCAGGUGCAACAGGAGGCGCAGAAGGCGGCGGCACAGUCGGCCAAAGAGAAAGCACAGAGGAAAGGGCUGCAGAACAGCGCUGAAGACAGCACUUUGAAAUGGUACAAGGAGCUGCAGGAUUCAGCUGCUCAGUGCGCUCAGUCCUUCGAACAACUCAACUCCCCAAAAGACGCCCAGACAAAGAAGCUGAAGCUGGAGCUCCAGAAAGCAGCCACCAUCCCCGUCAGUCAGAUCGCCAGCAACUCUGGAUCGCAGCUCCGAGAAAUCUUCGACAAGAUCGACAAGCUGCUGUCGGGACGGCAGGUGGUGUCAGGGGGCAAGUCUGUCUCCACCUCCCAGCAUCCACAGGGCCUGGAGUUCGUCAGCUACAAACUGGCUGAGAAGUUUGUGAAACAAGGAGAGGAGGAGGUGGCGUCUCACCACGAAGCGGCCUUCCCCAUCGCCGUGGUGGCCUCUGGUGUCUGGGAGCUGCACCCUCGGGUGGGAGACCUCAUCCUCGCCCACCUGCACAAGAAGUGCCCGUACGCCGUCCCACAUUACCCCCCGAUGAAGGACGGCACGCCUCUGGAGGAGUAUCAGAGGAUUCUUGGAUACCGUGUGGACGACUCGGGGAUGGAGGGUCAGGACAGUUUCCUGAAGAGGAUGUCCGGGAUGAUCCGGCUGUACGCCGCCAUGAUCCAGCUACGGUGGCCCUACGGCUCCAAGCAGGGGGCUGCUCCUCACGGUCUGAACCACGGCUGGCGUUGGUUGGCUCAGAUGCUCAACAUGGAGCCUCUGGCCGACAUCACAGCGACGCUGCUGUUUGACUUCUUGGAGGUUUGUGGUAAUGCUCUGAUGAAGCAGUAUCAGGGUCAGUUCUGGAAACUCCUCCUGCUUCUUAAAGAGGAGUACUUCCCCAGGAUUGAAGCAGUGACCAGCAGUGGACAGAUGGGCUCAGUCAUCAGACUCAAACAGUUUCUAGAGACGUCGCUGCAGAACCGACAGAUCAGUCCGCCCAAAGGUCAGCUGAGCUCCAUGUUCUGGAGGUCGUGAUGGAGGAGACGUGUUGGAUGUUGCCGCAUGAUGCCGUUUAGAGCUGAAUGAGGCAGGAAGAGAGGGAUGCUGGGAAACAAGCUCUGUGGCUGGAAGACGCUCAUCACAUCUGUUAAACUUGUAGAAGUAACGCAGCUUCCUGCUCAGGUUUCAUUUACCGGACGUCUCAACGAGGCAGCAGGCGGACGACGACGCACCGGAGGCCGCGCUCAGCUACAUUUUUAGACUUGGAGAUAUUUAUCAACAGCUUUGGAUCAAGUUUAGAGCUGCUAACAGAAAGAUAUUUAUCUGUGGGGAGCACUUUUGGAAGAGCACCGACAUCAUCUCGCCAACACAUCCGUCCUCACAACAUCUGCUCAAAUGGAUCGCGGGUUGUCCCUCGUCCAGAUGUGUCUCCCUCUCACAGCUUCAGAGUGUACUUGAGAAUCCAUUUAUGUGCAGCAGAGAUGAGGACAUGCAAUAAUGUUGAGGUUGACGCCUCUGCUUUUUGUGAAGUGCCUGAAGUUCUCCACUGUUCACGGCUGUUUACGUCAGUUUUACUGUUCGUUUGUUGUGAUUCCUGUGAGGAAAAAGCUUUUUAUCCUGCUCAUGAAAUUUGGUCACUACAGGAUCAGUCCCACUACUCAACAGUCGCUGUUCAAAUCAAAAUUGUGUCGAAUGAAUUGAGUGUUUUGCUAUUUAUUUCUUCUUUUUUUUUUUUUUUUUUUUAAACGAAUCCACCGUGUGGAGCGAAGAUUUAUGGUUCAAUCAUUGUGAAAGAAAUUACCUCAAAGUUAAAGGUGACGCUACAGACGUUCUUCAGCCAUUGUUUUCAAUACUUUCCUCAAAUUGAAGCAGAAAUGUGUGAAAUUCAUUGAUUCAUUUUGUUGCAGCUGCAGUGUGUCCUGAGUAUAAUGUAGAAUAAACAGGUGUGUUAAAGCGCCAGAAUGAUUGUAGUCUUCAAGCGUUCUGUAAACUGUCUGAAAUAAAACCUCAUCAGUGGUUGACUGGAA
This is a messenger RNA of Lates calcarifer (barramundi perch), 3266 nucleotides long. It is a transcript of the gene gle1, whose product is annotated as GLE1 RNA export mediator. Gene Ontology annotation, biological process: poly(A)+ mRNA export from nucleus; regulation of translational initiation; regulation of translational termination. The coding region runs from base 115 to 2274 and encodes 719 amino acids. NCBI's taxonomy places the organism in Eukaryota, Metazoa, Chordata, Actinopteri, Centropomidae. Gene Ontology annotation, molecular function: inositol hexakisphosphate binding; translation initiation factor binding; phospholipid binding. The transcript has 15 exons. The record is from RefSeq and is a predicted model, not a curated record. Gene Ontology annotation, cellular component: nuclear pore; nuclear pore cytoplasmic filaments; cytoplasm.